AUGGACGAAACGUUGGAAACACACUCGGGCUCGGCUGCAGGCUUCACUGCCUCGGUCAAUGGAUCAGCUCCUCCGUUUCUCUCAGGCUUACUCCCCUCGUUCGAGACAAUCUCCCGGGCUACUUCCCCGGGGCUGCCGUACGGAGAGCGUCAGCAUGAGGACGAUAAGAAACGCUACCGCCCCCGCACGUUCAGCUACUUCCGCCUGCUGCCGUUCGAUGUCGAAGACGAGGCGCACCGGGAUGCUGCCCUCAACGGCAUCCUCAAAAAUCUCUACACCUCCAUCUUGGCCGAAGACUUCUCGCCAGGAGCGGUGCAUUGGACCCGCGAGCUCAACGGAUGGCUGAACCUCAAGUUCGAGAUGACGAGGGAGCUUCGCGCUUGUCUCGCGCGCUUGUACUACCAUCUUGCCCUCGCUCCCGGCCUGGAUAUUAACACGGCCGAUCGAUUUGCCCGCAUGGUGAUUACGUUGACGAGAAAGAAGCACUAUCUGAAGGCUGGCGAGGAUCUCACCCUGGAUUGGCAGCCGCUGUGGAAAGAGUUGAAAGCGUUAGUAUUGCCACAUGAGGCCCCGGCGCACCAAGGCCCGAGGAGAAGAUCAUCCAAGCACCUCCUCAAACUUGGUCUACACGUGGCGGCGUGGUUCGACCCCAAGGAGAGACGGGCGAUUCUAGAGGAGCUACUCCCAUAUUUCAGCACCUCGGGCCUCUCCAAUGCAUAUAUCGUCAUUUUUGCGCUCGCCGUCAUGCUUCCCACCGGCCCUGCGCCCCCCACGGAACCACAGUCGCAGCCUUCAGAUUUCUUCCCGACCUUCUUCCAUUUAUGGUCUCUCAUGACCAGGUCCAAGGCCUUCGAUGCGAGCUUCAUUGACAUCUUUUCCCGCACAGCUCGGGACCACCUUGGCUGCACCCACGUGCCUUUCACGGAGCAUGGGAUCUUCACUCGCGAGCAGUCCGACCUCAUCUUCACCGCCAUCCUGAGGCUGACCGAGAUCCCUGUUGGUCAGGCCAACUCGCCAUACGCGUCGAUUGAUUACGGGUCCGGCCUGGGCGUCUACCUGGAGAAGGACAAGAAGAAGUAUCCUGUGCCGCAUAUGAUCGCACGCUGGAUCGUGUUCUCACUAUCUCCUCUCUGCCUCCAGGCCGAAAAUUCCAUUCUUGCAAAUCUCGAAGGCCUGAUGGAGUCCAUCGACACCUUCUUCCACCCGUCCAAUCAGGGAUCAUGGACCAGCUUCCUAGCGCAACUCACGUAUUACUUGACGGAUAACUUUGUCUCGCGUUGGAACCGGGAACAGAGUGGCGAGCUCGACGUACCGCCCGAGCGACGGAUCAAUGACGAGCUGAAGAAGCGUUUUGUCCUCUCCCUAAGGGAGGUGACUUUCAUGGGACUCUUCGCCAAGAGCUCCAAGGUGGUCAACUAUUACUAUUCAACUUUGCAAGGCUUGGCCUACCUUGAGCCCGAUCUGAUGCUCCCCGGUGCGCUGCAGCGGUUCUAUCCCAGUCUGCAGGGACUGGUCGAGGUGCAUCGGACAACAUCAAGUUUGUGCGGUCUGCAGAUGAUUGCCAACAUCAUGUGCAAGCAGAAAGGGUACCGGUGCCACGUUACCGCACUGCUGGCGUUGGCGCUGCCUGGCAUUGACGCGAAUGACCUGGGCAAGACACAACACACACUGAACUUCAUCCAAAGCGUGGCUUACAGCAUACCGUUUGUGCCGUUGGCCCGUGACGAUGAUGACAUUCACGACACCAGCCUUGCCAUGAACUGGGUGCAGGCCGAGAUGGAGAGGAUGGAGCGGGAAGGGCAGGACAUCAAAAUCUGCUACGAAGAGGAGCUGACUGAUGAGGACGAAGCCAGCAUCUUGCGCUCGUCCACUGCUGGUCUCGGCGAAUUUGUGCUCGCGCUCUUGGGCAAGGUAUUUGCACUGCUCGAGAACCUCCCCGACGCCAGCCACCUCCGCACAGGCUCGCCCGAAGACAACGUCAUCAACACCCUACCCGCUGCCCUCACGCCCCUAUUCGCAUCAUUAUCCCCGGAGCUCUUUGACAUGGCGCUCGAGAAGCUUGCCGCUUUCGUUUCCAGCCACGUUGUCCAUCAAGCCCGGGAUGCCAUGGCAUGGAUUUGCAAUGCGCUGUGCAAGGUCAACCCGGAGAAGACACUCAAGGUGUUCAUUCCCAUGCUGAUCGUCAACAUCCGCAACGAAAUUGACUACAACGGGGCGGCAUCGGAUCGGAGCAGCGGCACCGAGGUGCUUCCCCGGGACCGUGCCCUCGUCUGGCACGUCAGCCUGCUGAGCAUGUGCGUUGUCCAUGUGGGCGCUGAGGUGCUGAGGUACAAGGACGAGCUCCUUGGGAUUGCCGAGUACAUGCAGGAGAAGUGUCGAGGCCUGCCCACCAUCCACAUCUCAAACUACAUACACCAUCUCCUGCUCAACUUGACCCACACGUAUCCCAUUGAUAACGCUCUCUACGAGCCAGAUGUCAUCGCCGCCGGCUUGGACGUCGAGCACUGGGGCCGCCAAACUCCCCCGUCAGAGCUCACCAUCAAGUGGCAUCGUCCGUCGCAUGCGGAGAUUCUCUUUGCGGUGGAGCUCUUCGAGAGUCAGGCCAGGAGUGCUGCCCGGAGGCUCGAACAGCUCAUGAGCGACGACCCGCCGGUUAACAGGAAAGGGAAAAACAAGGAGUGGUCGGACGAGCUGUCACGCAGUCUGACCGCACUUAGACUGAUGAUCUCGGGAAUAGCGACGCUUUUCGACCCACUCCGGGCCUCGGGCGAGCCGGCCGGCCAUGAUGCCAACGGCGACAAGAUGGAUGAAGAAGGCGACGCGAUGAUGGAGCAGGAUGAUGACCCUCUUGCCGAGGUUGCGGAUGACGACGAGAUGAAACGGCAGUUCCGGUACGCCGCCGGGUACCUGCUGAGUCCCCAGGAUCCCGUGUACGAGCGCCUGCACAGCUUGCGCGAGGAUAUUGGGCGGCUCCUCUCGCAAACUCACGCGUUUUUGAACGUGAAUCAAGAGGACGAUGUCGCGUGCUUCACGGCCCUGUACGCCGCGUACAGGACGUGGAUCACGGAUGUCGGCAUCGAGCGGUCGGCCCAUCCGUUGGAGCGCCUUCUCCGCCUGUACAAGGCCGACAUUUCACCGUUCCGAAUCAACGGGCUUCGGAAGGUCUACCCACGGCCGCUGCUGAUCAAGCGCGCGGAUGCGUACCAGCUUCAGCGCGUCAAGUACAACUCGGCGUACCGGAAGAAGAGCGAGCUGGACAAGCAGUUGCUUCUCGACCUCGCCGAAUCCUGCACCUCGUCGUACACAGACGUGCGCCGGGUGGCCCAAAACGCGCAAGACUCCUCGCUCAAGGUACUGCUAGGGGGAAGGCCGCUGGUCAUACCGGUCGUCUUAGACAGGCUGCGCAAGGCACUCGAGGAAGGCGAUCAUGACCGCAUCAAAGGAGCGAUGUACACACUCCUGUUCACGACCCUGAUCAAAACAGUCAUGCGCGACUGGCGGUUCGCUCCCGAUCUGAUGCGCCUCUACAUUGAGACCGCCAGCGUUGACAAGGCGUCGAUCCAAAGCCUCGGAUCCUCGGCGCUGUACCCGCUUCUCGAGUUUGGAAAGCCGCUUGAGCGCAUGAUCAUCUUUGACCGAGACUUGGUCGAGACCAUUCGCCCUGCGGAGGACUGCUCGGCCGCCAUCAAGCGUCGGAACGCCUUCAUCAAGGAUCGUCGCACCAAGGUAGAGGCGAAAAAGGCGUCGCUGGGCCUGGAGCUGAUCAGGAAGGCACGCGAGUCACACUGGAAGGUUGCCAACAGAUGCACCAUUUUUGCAUUGAACUGUACUUUGCGGUUUGAUACGCUUGGGAAUCCAGAGUUCAUCGACCUCGUCGCCAACGGGGCGAACGACCAACACCCCAGCCUCCGAGCGAACUACCUGUCGGCAUUCUCGGCGUUAUUCACGGCCAUCGACAUGCGCGCUGCCUACGGUCAUGAAUACAAGAACUAUCUCACCGAAGAGGAAACGGACCCGAACAAGUUGGAGGUGGCGGUGCCGACAGACCAUCCUCUGGUGACUGAGAAGUUCCUCGCGCAGUUUGAGACAUACGACAAUGUUCAAUACUUUGUCGACCAGGAUCACCCGGGCUGGCUGGUUUGGGGUAAGAAGCUGGCGGUGGCACCUGCUGACCCCAAGCCGUUCGUGUAUGACGAGGUCGAAGAACGUGUGCGCGAGCAGAUCGGCAGGAUUAUCACUAGGCCGUGGCUCCAACAGUGCUUUGACUAUCUCAAGCAGGAGCCGAGAGAUUCCGGGGCGGACCGCUUCCGGAUGCAGAACGUCGUGCUGCUCAUGAACGUGUUCGACUUGAUGCACUCUGGGAAGACGUCUGCCACGUUUGACGAGGUUGUCGAGAUGGUCAAGGAGGUGUAUGGCGACGGGAGUGAUAAGCACCAGCACCGUGCCACCGCCGAGAUCCUUGGUGCGCUGCUUGCUGGGAGCGUUGACGAUCCGCAGGCGAUACGGGACAAGGUGUGGAAGUUCGCGGCCCCGAUGAUGCUUCGGAUCAUCGCCGACGAUUUAACUCCAGACAAUCUCUCAUACUGGAUGACUUGCCUGCACGUCGUCAUUGACGACAAGGAUCCUAGGCGGUCUCGAGAGCUAACCGAAGCGUUGGCGUCGUUCCGGCUCGACAUGAACUCGAAUGCCGCGUUCAAGGAAUCCUCCAAGAUGCAGCUUGUCGAGUUCAUUGUUAACGACGCGGGUUGGCACUUCCGCCACGAGAAGCCUAUCCUUGAAGACUGCCUCGCGCACCUCGACCAUCCGUACAAGUCGGUGCGGGAGUCGAUUGGCAGGAUCAUCGCGACGAUCUACCGCACCCGGUACCACGAGUCCUUCAAGGACGUGUCGACGCUGCUCGAGCAGAACAAGGCCGCAUCCUCGACCGGCAUCCGUCCCUACCAGCCAUCAGAGGAAUUCGCGGCCACCAUCAAGGACGUCUUCGCCCGCCUCGAGAAGUGGCGGCAUGAGCGCACCCCCGGCCAGCAAACGCCAUCCAGCUACACAUCCGGCUCCAAGACGGUUCUUAUCUGGCUCGACAGCAUGCUCUCGUCGCAAGAGUGCAUCCAACUCGUUCCCUUCUUCCCAGAUCCCUUCAUCGAAGCUCUCCUGCACAUGAUGGACGUCAAGGAAGACCCGGAGCUUAUGAAGCUCGCCUAUCACGUGUACCGGCACCUGCCCAACAUCCCCCUCCGUGACGGCGAGGACGACGCUUUUAUCGCCAUGCUCAUCCGCGUCGGCAAGACGGCCGCCUCGUGGCACCAGCGCCUGCGCGCCCUCGUGAACAUGCAGGUUGUCUACUUCCGCCGUCUCUUCCUGACGCAGCCCGCCCAGCGCCAGAUGCUUUUCGAUGCCGUCGGCGACAUGCUCGCGGACCCGCAGCUCGAGGUGCGCGACUGCGCGAGCGCCACGCUGGCCGGCAUGAUCCGCUGCUCGCCGGCCUCGAUCCGCAGCCCCAUCAUCUACCAGCUCAAGGAGCGGUUCGAGACGCAGUUGAGGAUGAAUCCCAUGCCCAAGCGCAAGGUUCCCGGGACAGACACGCCCGUCGAUGCGCAGAGGCAGAUUAUCAGGCGUCAUGCGGCCGUGCUGGGGCUCGGGGCGCUCGUCGAGGCGUUUCCGUAUGCGACGCCGCCGCCGAGGUGGAUGCCGGAGGUGCUGGCGCACUUGGCGACGAGGGCGGCGAGUGAUCCCGGGGUGGUGGGUAAGGCGACGAAGGCGAUUCUGGCUGAGUUCAAAAAGACGAGGCAGGAUAGUUGGGGGGUUGAUCAGAAGUACUUUACGAGCGAGCAGCUGGAGGAUCUGGAGGGUGUCCUCUGGAAGAGCUACUUUGCUUGA
Parathielavia appendiculata is the source of this 5874-nucleotide messenger RNA. RefSeq lists its product as uncharacterized. The transcript is spliced from 3 exons. Gene Ontology annotation, cellular component: nucleus; cytosol. Gene Ontology annotation, biological process: proteasomal ubiquitin-independent protein catabolic process. Bases 1 to 5874 code for a protein of 1957 amino acids. The record is from RefSeq and is a predicted model, not a curated record. Gene Ontology annotation, molecular function: peptidase activator activity; proteasome binding. Lineage: Eukaryota; Fungi; Ascomycota; Sordariomycetes; Sordariales; Chaetomiaceae.